Molecule: messenger RNA, 3557 nt
Organism: Stereum hirsutum FP-91666 SS1
Lineage: Eukaryota; Fungi; Basidiomycota; Agaricomycetes; Russulales; Stereaceae
Exons: 14
Coding region: 294-3182 (962 amino acids)
Biological process (GO): carbohydrate metabolic process
Source: RefSeq, a predicted model, not a curated record
GUAUUUGUUAGCUUCACCCUACGCGAAGGAGGUGCACCCUCUGUCUGCCGUCUCUCUUAACGAUCCAACUCAGUGCGUAGGUGUCUGUAGGAACUUGUACUCCAGAGGGUUCCCUAUAUCUAUCCAGCAGCCUACGUUCGUCGUGUUGUCGAGGCGAUCCAGACUCUAAAGCAGCCGGUCUGAUUAAUUUCAAGACAAGAUCAUACGCACGGGCUGUGCCAUCCCACCGCACCCCACCUUGAUCCCGGCCAACCUUUCCCCUCUUGUUGCACUCUUUCUUUUCGACGACCAUCAUGUUCAGUUCGCUGCCGACGUCCAUGGUCUCCACAUUGGCCGUCAUCCUCACGGGCAUCCUCUCCAUCUCCCCUGCCUCCGUCUCUGCAUCGAUAUCACCCGCCGCGUAUCCUCUGGCUAUACGGAAUCCAUACUUCGCGACAUGGAUCAGAGCAACAACGAGUUCUGGAGCUUGGCCAACUACAGCAGGAGGUACCAUUGACGGCUGGGAGGGAUAUGUCGCUGUCGAUGGCCAAAACUAUCAGUUCCUCGGCCAAGGUCUAUCAACGUAUGCGAAUAACACAAAUUUGACCGCCGCAACAGUAACACCUACCAGAACGACGUGGACCAUGAAGGCGGGGAACAUGGAGGUCAAUGCCACAUUCUUCAGUCCUAUCGAGCCCGGAGAUUGGGCUCGCCAGUCAAUUCCUUUCGUCUAUCUAUAUUUCGAGGCAUCAAGUUUGGACGGAAACUCUCAUAGUGUGCAGGUCUAUGCCGACGUUUCUGCUGAAUGGAUCUCGGGAAAUAAGAGCUCACUUGCGACAUGGGGCACGACAAUAGACACCAACAGCGUUUAUCACGCCGUCUCACUGCAAUCGCCGCAAGAGUUCAGCGAGACGAGCGAGUUGGCGGACUGGGGAACUCUGUACCAUGCGAUGAAGCAGACAUCAGCACUCACGUACAGGACGGGCGUGGAUGCAGACUGUCGCACCAUGUUCCAAUCAAAGCAAAAGUUGGACAACACCCAAGAUUCAGGUUAUCGCGCUAUUGACGACUCAUAUCCCGUGUUCGCCCUCUCCCAAGACCUCGGCACGAUUUCCUCCACCUCGCAACCCAUAGUUUGGGCACUCGGCUACGUCCAAGACCCUGCAAUUCGCUACCAAGAUCUGGAUGGGUCGAACCAGGACCGCGGGCUGUACUACAACUUGAACUACACCUCCGCCGAUGCGCUCAUCAAUGCGUUCCUGGAUGAUUUCAGUGACGCGAAGAGUAGGGCGGACACGUUGGAUGCGAAGAUCUUGGGCGAUGCGGGGGGCAUCAGCAGCUCGUAUGCGGAUUUGAUGAGCUUGAGUGUAAGGCAGACGUUGGGUGGGAUGGUUUUGACGGUGGCGAACGGGACGGAUGGAAAUUACAAUUCAAGUGAUGUUAUGAUGUUCAUGAAGUCCGUCGGCGACAGCAGCGAGAACCGAGUGAACGCCGUGGAGACCCUCUAUGCCGCCUUCCCCAUGAUCAUGUACAUCGAUCCGACCCUCGGUAGACUCCUCUUAGAACCUCUCUUCCGCUUCCAGGCUUCGUCCAAGUACACCAAUGUUUACGCCGCCCAGGAUAUCGGCUCCUCGUAUCCUCUCGCCGCUGGAAGCACUCAAUCACACACCCAGAGGAUCGAACAGUCGUCGAACAUGAUUAUUAUGACCUAUGCUGCUGCGCGCGCUACAGGAGACGGAAAUCUUGCGUUCAAAUACUAUGAUCUUCUCAAGACUUGGACGGACAACUUGGUCAACACAACGCUUUACCCUGCUGCGACUGAAACUUCAGCCGAUGCUGAAAGUACAGGAAACAGCACCAACUUGGCUCUCAAGGGUAUCAUCGCGAUCAAGGCCAUGUCCGAGCUAGCAAGUGCCUUGGGCCAGAGCAGCGACGCUUCAUCGUACUCUAGUACCGCAUCGAGCUAUAUCAACACGUGGUCUUCCCUCGCCAUCUCAAGCUCGAACUCCCUCUUACUUUCCUACGGCAACUCCGGGUCCUCCAGCUACGGAUACAACAUCUUCGCCGAUCUAUGGCUAGGCACCAACCUCGUCUCAUCCACCAUUCUCUCCGGCCAAACCAGCUUCAUCGCCUCCGCAUCCACCGACUCGUCGAAGUACGGUCUCGUCGUUGACAGCUCUGAUCCUAUCUCGGGCAAGAGUUAUGCGCCGUGGAACAUGUUCGAAGCUGCCAUGGUCGGAAAGAGCAGCACGAGCGCGAGGGACCAGAUGAUUACCUUGGUGCACAAUUUUGCGUCGGACAAUUCGAACACAGGACCGUUCGCAACAGUUUACGACCCUAGUAGUGGUGCGGAAAGCUCGGGAGUGGGAAGUCCGGCUGUGGGUGCUAUGGCUGCGCCACUUGCCCUCAAUGUUGCCACGAAGGACAUCACUUACUCUUCAACUGGUUCUUCCACCUCGUCUUCGUCGUCAUCUUCCACAAACGCAGGUGCCAUCGCCGGUGGCGUCGUUGGCGGUCUUGUCGGCCUUGGUGCCAUCGUGGCCUUUAUCUUCUUCUUCCGCCGCCGUCAACGCAACACAUCCACAUCUGGCCGCGGACCAGUCACGCUCGAUACCUCAGCCUACUCCGGCCCUAUCAUGACUCCCUUCGAGAUGGCAGAGGCUCCAUAUGCCGACUCUGACAACACCGAUGCCGCUUCGAGACCUACUACAGGCAAAGGUUCGGUCGUUCCAACGCAAACAGCGCGUGUGACUCCACCAGGAGGGUAUAACAGCGCUUCGUAUCCUCUGAUGCCGAUGUCCGUGUCAACUUCGGACGGGAGGUCACGGUCAGCUUCUGGAUCUGCGUAUACUCCGAGUGCACCACCGUCAGAAUCGGCACCGGGAGGGGCAGGCCAGACCGCGACGGGAACUGUGGUGACGAGUCAGAUGGACGCAGCAGCGAGGAAGAGGGCAGAGGCUGGGUUGCCGCCACUCACUCUACAUGGGCCUAUGAGCCCUACGAGCGACGUUGGCACUUCUGCACUGCCAGCGGGGAUGUACUCGUCUCAACGGCCAGGCUCGUCGCACACUGCUUCAGGCUCGGGAUCACAACCAGUUGAUGGCCCGCAGGACGAUGGGUUGAGGACGGAGGUGGAGAGGUUGAGGAGGGAGAUGGAGCAGAUUAGGGCGGAGAGGGAGAUGCCUCCAAUGUACAGCGAUUGAUUGUGAAUGAUUUUACUCCCUUGGAGGACUCUGGCUCCUGACCUUUCCCUUUAUUAUUCUUAUGUUCUUUAACCCUCGUUUUCCGCGUUCAGUGUUGCUACGCUCAUGAUUUCUAUGUUGUGUUCAUUGCCACACUCCUUUCUGUUCCUCGAGUCUUGCUCCUGGUGCCCGUUUGGGCUCUGAUUUUACCCUACUGUCUAGUUAUACCUUGCUGUCCUUUCCUACCGGUUUCCUUGAUCAUGAUGACUAUUUAUUAUGCUAGGUGCAUACAAUACGAUUGAGUACAUCUCACAAAACAGAUGGCGGUGCAUUCUUUCACAGAGAAUCGACUGGAGCGUUAGCCACGCCGUUGAAUUUGAAUUUUGCCCACCCAAC